Messenger RNA from Bactrocera tryoni, 2195 nucleotides. Its product is annotated as protein ANTAGONIST OF LIKE HETEROCHROMATIN PROTEIN 1-like. Bases 953 to 1912 code for a protein of 319 amino acids. The record is from RefSeq and is a predicted model, not a curated record. The transcript is spliced from 2 exons. NCBI's taxonomy places the organism in Eukaryota, Metazoa, Arthropoda, Insecta, Diptera, Tephritidae.
AGCUGGAUACGGACCUUCGGAAUGAAGUUUCACAAUUUUUUGCCCCUGUUCGAAAUUUGUUUGCUUUCAAAAUAACACACGAUGAAUAUACAAUGAGUAAUUGUUGAAAUAAAAACGCAGAACUUAUUUCAGUUCCAAAAAAUUACGGUGUCCCAGUUUGCAUUUCACAUUCACGUCGUAUGUGUGUAUGUUUUUUGGCUUAGUUCCCAUGAAGUUUGGCGAGGGUUACCAAGUUUACGAGGGAUUCUAGCUAAUAUAUUUAAGUACAGUACUUUUCGGAUAUAAGCCCCCUGGUUAAAAGAUUUCCCCGCUUAUGAGGAAAUAAAAUCAGGUCACAAAAAAUUCCACAUAGGCAAUGUACAGAAAAAUCCCUCGUUAAUGUGUUCCCGCUUAUAAUAUUGAAAAUGUGCCAGCCAUUUAAAGAAAUUUAUACAAAAAUCCCCGGAUAUAAGAAUGAAAAAUCUGACAACAUUUAUUUGAUUUUUUUUUGCGGUAUGGCAAUCUGUAAAAACAUAUGUUUGUUGAUUAAUUUUAUGUUUGCAAAAUUUAUUAGGGUUUAUUUUUUUACAGUAUGGCUGGUAACAAAAGAAAGGCAAAAUUUAUAACUGCACCCACUGAUUAGAAAUUUGAAGAUACAAUUGCUGAAGUAGAAAAAAUCGUUGAGAGCCUGGCAGAUGCAAAUACACAAAGCUCAUUUGAAACAUAUAUUUAGGGAGUUCACAAGUCGUACUAUUUGUGGUAUUUGGUCUAUUGCCUAUUAAAUUAUGAUAGUUGUAAAACGAAUCUUGUGAGCGCCCUGUACUAUUUAAUGCACUAUUGCAUGCGCUAUUUCUGCAAUUAAUCAGCUGAUUCAAGCAAAACAAAAAAAAAUCAUAAAAAUUAAAAUGCCUAGAAGAAGUGAAAAGAGCAAAUUAAAGCUGCAAUUUGCGAAAAAUACUUACAAGACAUACUCAUGUUGGAAUUAAGUGAUGACGAUGAGCAGGAAGAAGUGGAUGAACAAUUUAGAGUGAAUAUGCUUAUAUUAUUGAACAAUCGCCGAAGUGCUCACUUAGGAGUUCCUAAGUCGAACCAUUGGGAGCGGAAUGUAUUAAAGCAUUUUGACGAAAACAGAUUUUGCCAAAUGAUGCGCUUAAACCAAACAGAAUUUGCUUACCUUCUAAACUUAAUAAAAGAUGAUAAUGUGUUUCGAAAUGAUUAUAACGCAGCACAACUUUCGAUCGAUACACAACUUAAGAUCGUCCUUUUUCGAUUAGGAUCAUCAGGUGAAGGACUUUCGGUUCGUAAAGUGGCAUCCUUGUUUGGUAUAGGAGAUGGCGGUACCAUUCAGAUCGUAACCAGGCGAGUUUUUAAUGCUAUUAUUAACUUGAAACAAAGGUUUUUAUACUGGCCCGAUGAAAGGGAGCGAUUAAAGCUUAUUGCAGCAACAGAAAAGGAAAUGCCUGGGUGUGUUGGAUACAUUGAUGGGUCUGAAAUUAAGUUGGCCGAAGCACCUGUGAGGAAUCACGAAAUAUUUUUUUCCCGUAAGCGCCAAUAUUCUGUAAAAAUUCAAGUUAUUUGUGAUCAUCGGCUACGCAUAAGACAACUUACACUUGGUUACCCGGGAAGUGUUCAUGAUGCGAAAAUGUUCUCGGGAUGUUUGCUGUCAAAACAUCCCAAUAGAUUUUUGUCAACCUCGCAAUGGAUAGCUGGAGAUAGUGCAUAUCCAUUAAGGCCAUUUUUAGUAACCCCGUUUCGGCAAAAUAGUACAGAAUAUAGCAGAGAAGAAAGAGAAAAUUUCAAUAAAUACUUUUCCAAAUACCGCGUACGUAUUGAAAAUUGUUUGGGGGCCUUGAAAGAAAAAUUUUCAAGUCUAAAAGAACUCAAGUUCAGAUUGCACACUAUCCAAACAAGAGAGAGUGUAAUGAGUGGAUAAUGGUCUGUUGUAUUUUGCACAACAUUUUUAUAAAUUUCAACAACGAAUAUCAUGAAAGCAGCGUGGAACCCAGUGUAAAUUUAUUACCAUCAACAAACCUUAGACAUAGUCUACUGAACUUUAUUCAAAACCAUCCUAUUGUUUAACGCUUUUACUUAUGUAUAUAAAUAUUCAUUGAAUUGAAAAAAUUAACUUUACCUACUAGUAUUACCCUCUACUUUACCUGUACAUAAUUCGGUAUGACGCUAUGCUUUCAAAUGUUACAAAAAAUAAACGAUUAAUU